AGAAAGAAGCAAAAAAAUUUGUGAUGGCAACAGAAAGAAACCAAUCUUUUAUCAGGGUUCUUCAGGGUGAUCGGUUCUCUUUCAAGUUGAAAAUCCCUAGCGCAUUUCUCCAGUGUUUUAAUGGCUCUGUACCUUCCCAGUGCUGUCUUCGAACCCGAGGUAAGGGUUGGAUUGUUUAUGUGGAGAAGGUUAAUAACAAGUUCUAUUUCCAACUGGGUUGGAAUGAUUUUGUGCAAGACAAUGGCUUAGUGUGUGGUGAACGUCUACUCUUCGAUUAUGCUGGAAACUCACAAUUCCAUGUGGAAGUAUUUGGAAUAAAUACCUGCAAAAAGCUGUGUGUGCCUGAGAUGGAAGAAGCUAAUGAACAUCAGGAUGAGAUAUCUCUUGAUAUCUUGGAUGACUUUCCACCUUGUCCAAGGAAAAUACAGGACAAAUCUUUGCUUUCAAGUCAUCUGCCUCACAAGAGAAACAAAACAAGUUCUAGUGGUAAAGCAGAUAUCACCCUCAGCUUCCCAAAAAGGUUUCCACAUCUUGAGAAGUCAGCAAUGAAAAAGAAAGAUGCACAUUGGUUCAAAUCAGAAAUGAUAAACAUUUCUGAUAAUGAUUCUUGUGAUCAUGAUGAGAAAGAGUAUGAGGAUGAUGUUCAUAAUGAGGAGGAUGAAGACGAAAAUGAAGAUGGAGAUGAAGAAGAAGAAGAAGAAGAAGAAGAAGAAGAAGAAGAAGAAGAAGAAGAAGAAGAAACUGAAGAUGAAGAGAUGGAGGAGGAAGAUGAUGAUUCUGUUGAAACCCACAACGAGUCUUCACGAUGCUCAAGAAAAGUGGGGAAAUUAGCAUCGAUUCUUCACCAGAGAAAGAGAAAAAGUUCUAAUGCGAAAGCAAAAACCAAAGUCAAUGCUGCUGGUGGUUUGUCUGGUGAGGAAAAGAUUCUAGGAGCUAUAGCUCUACAAAGAGCUAAUAUCUUCAAAUCUAAUUCUGUCGACCCUUGUUUCGUGGUUUCCUUGUCUGCCACAUAUGCUGGUGGAAGUUUUCUUGCUGUGCCAUGCAGUUUUGCCGAGAAACAUCUUAAGUAUCGGCAGCCUGGCCACAUCACCCUUAGGGUUGAGAAGAGAUUUUGGUAUGUCAAGGUCAAUUAUCUUAGAAAUAUAACAAGAUUACAGGCUGGCUGGACUAAAUUUGCACUUGACAAUAAUUUGAAGACUGGCGAUGCUUGUGUUUUUGUAUUGACCAAUGCCAUUGAAUUUGAAUAUGAUGUUGCAAUUUUCCACAUUACAGAUGCUGUUCGCACCUAG
This is a messenger RNA of Fragaria vesca subsp. vesca, 1289 nucleotides long. RefSeq lists its product as uncharacterized. The record is from RefSeq and is a predicted model, not a curated record. Gene Ontology annotation, molecular function: DNA binding. The transcript is spliced from 4 exons. Bases 24 to 1289 code for a protein of 421 amino acids. NCBI's taxonomy places the organism in Eukaryota, Viridiplantae, Streptophyta, Magnoliopsida, Rosales, Rosaceae.